UUCCACCACAUCUAACAAUGCCUGGUGUGGUGGAAAUAGUUUCUAGUCAUUUGGUAACGUGAAGAACAAGAAUCAUCAAGGAUUCGAGGACAUCCUGUGCACGGUUGAAGCUUUGAGAGGAUGCUUUCUCAACAGGGCACGGGUGAAGGUGCUCGUGCCGUCCCUCUGGCAGGCCAUGUCGGCUUUGACAGCAUGCCCGACCAGCUGGUCAACAAGUCUGUCAACCACGGAUUCUGCUUCAACAUCCUCUGUGUUGGGGAGACAGGUCUGGGGAAGUCCACCCUGAUGGACACGUUGUUCAACACCAAGUUUGAGGGCGAGCCCACUCAGCACAACCAGCCGGGAGUCACGCUCAAGUCCAACACCUACGAACUCCAGGAGAGCAACGUGCGCCUCAAGCUCACUGUUGUCAACACUGUAGGCUUCGGAGACCAGAUCAAUAAAGAACAAAGCUACAAGUCCAUUGUGGAGUUUAUUGAUGCCCAGUUUGAGGCAUAUCUGCAGGAAGAACUGAAAAUCAAGCGCACGCUACACAGCUACCACGACACCCGCAUCCACGCAUGUCUGUACUUCAUCGCUCCCACGGGACACUCGCUCAAAUCUCUCGACUUGGUGACCAUGAAGAAACUCGAUAGCAAGGUCAACAUAAUCCCAAUCAUCGCCAAGUCAGACGCCAUCUCCAAGAGCGAGCUGGCCAAGUUCAAAAUCAAAAUCACCAGCGAGCUGGUCAGCAACGGAGUGCAGAUCUACCAGUUCCCCACUGACGAUGAGUCUGUGGCAGAGAUCAACUCCACCAUGAACAGCCAUUUGCCGUUUGCAGUCGUGGGGAGCACAGAGGAAGUGAAGAUCGGGAACAAGAUGGUGAAGGCCCGGCAGUACCCAUGGGGGACAGUGCAGGUGGAAAAUGAGAAUCACUGUGACUUCGUCAAACUGCGAGAAAUGCUGAUCAGAGUGAACAUGGAGGACCUGCGAGAGCAGACUCACACACGCCACUAUGAGCUGUACCGCCGCUGCAAACUGGAGGAGAUGGGAUUUAAGGACACAGACCCCGACUGCAAGCCCUUCAGUCUGCAGGAAACGUAUGAAGCUAAGAGGAACGAGUUCAUGGGUGAGCUGCAGAAGAAAGAAGAGGAAAUGAGGCAAAUGUUUGUUCAAAGAGUCAAAGAGAAGGAGGCCGAGCUUAAAGAAGCAGAGAAAGAGCUGCACGAGAAGUUCGACCGUCUGAAGAAGCUCCACCAGGACGAGAAGAAGAAAGUGGAGGAUAAGAGGAAGUCCCUGGACGACGAACUCAAUACGUUCAAACAGAAAAAGACUGCAGCAGAGCUCUUGCUGAAUCAAGCUCAGCAGGCAGGGGGCUCCACCACACUCAAGAGGGAAAAAGAGAGGAAAAAUAAUCCCUGGCUCUGCACUGAGUAGGUGCUCAACCUUCGAGCUUUGCUUGGGGAACCAGCCUUUGUCAGUUCUGAGCACCUCAAAUGUGACCAGAGGCUUUUUGGACUCCGUCCUUCAGGGUUUUCUUAAUCAUUAUCUGCUCUUGCUUUAAGAUGGGUUCAUGUGUAUUUGUGUUUCACUGCUACUCUAACUUCACCUCAGGCCAUCUGAACCUUGCUUUAUUGCUUCUAUGUGUGAGUGCGUGUCCUGUUUUUUGCUGAGACUAACACCCUUUUCCACUUGGGUUGUGAUUGAGAUUACGUGCACACUUGUUUGAUUGUAGUAUUUGGAAAGCACAUUGAUUUUGGCUUACGCACGGAUCACAUUCAAGUAGAUACUCGUGUGGAAUUGGCGCACAAAAAUGUAUUCACUGCUUUAAAAAAUAGUCUGUGGGCACAAUAUUCUCUUGUUAUUCACAUUUCGUGUUGUUAAAUGACAAAUCACAGGCACUUUACUGCCUGAUUGUGUAUUUAUGAUCACCUUUGUCCUUCCUGAUAUCUAAUGCACUUUUAAAGCUUUGACCCUCACGUUUUUGUCCUGCUUUGCCCACCUCUCCUAACUGCCGGCUUUCUUUCUCUUUGUCUCUUCAGCUUCUUUUAAUCUGUCUUGGCCACCUGAAGAGGGGAUUGCAGCUUCGGCCAGAACUAAGCACCCUUUACCUCUUCCAGUUUUCUCUCGCUGUAUCAACCUUUUGUAUUUUCUCCGCCAUCCCAUCUGUUUUUGUUAAAUAUGGCCUUAUGUGGACUCUCAUGGUAUUUCUGACCACCCAAUGAAGAUCUAGACUGAGGCAUUUAGGGAACCGGGCACAAUUUAGUUAAAAUCUGCUAUGUCUUAAUGUAAAUAAAGCAACUCUUGUAGUUCAAAGAAGUCACCAGUAGGGGAUUUACACAUUUACAGGACUGGAGGACUUGAAGAAAAAUUGCAUUAACCGACACCGAGCACUCAUCUUCGUAGGAUUCUUCAAUAAAAAGUUAAUAUUAGAGUUUAACGCACACUGAAAACAGAAAAUGUCUUUGCCAACUUAAAACGUGCUUCAGUUGUUAACACAUCAAUUUAAAUUAUUUCAAAUUUAAGUUAUGGAUUGUGUUAUCAAUGUGUUUUUUAAGUUGGUAAACAAUUGCGAUUUGUUAAUAUGGGCUAUACAAAUAAAAUUUGAUUGAUUAUAAUGUACAGAAUAAUGAGACGUGUUGUUUUCUCUCACCCAGUCUGGUUAAAAAUUCAAAUCUCCUGCUUCCAGGAUUUCUGAAAAUGGAAAAUUAAACACCAGUGUUAAAUUACAGUCAUAAUCAUGCUAAUGCCAAAACAAUAUUUGUACCUAGCACUUCAUUUUAAGGUGCCCAUGUUUACAUGUCACUGUUGAAUACCAUGGAGGUCACAUGUCAUGGCCUUUAAUUACACACUGUGCUUUAAUAUUCACAGGCCUAUCCUAUAGUUUGCAUGCAUCUUUUGAUUCGGUUACUGCUGUGAUCUUUUACCUGCUUGUUUUUAUCCCCUAAUAACUCAAGUUUUGCAGUUUACUGCAACUUCAUUGUUGUUUUUUAAAACGGUGCAAAUGAUUAAUGUAUAUUUUAUCAGCUCCCAUUUUGCCAAAUAUUAGAAUAAGAUGAAGUUAAACUGAAUCCCAGAUAGAAUCGAGUAUUAAAAAAAUACUCCUGCAUUUAUAUAAUUUAUAAGGAUAUAUUUUGUGUAUUGAAGUGGAGACUUGUUGUUUAUUACCUAUGACCUUUGGACGUGUCUCUGAGUGUAAAGUAACAUGUUGGUGUCAGACAUUGCCAUACAUUUUUCUAGUAUCAGUCAUCACCUCUUGUAUUCAGAAAAUCUCCCAUACGACAAAUUAUUCAAUAUCUUACCUGAGUUUGAUUCCAGUGAUGUAAAUUUUCAAUAAAAAAAAUAUGAUCCAAA
Messenger RNA from Pleuronectes platessa (European plaice), 3333 nucleotides. RefSeq names its product septin 6 (gene septin6). Gene Ontology annotation, cellular component: cell division site; septin ring; microtubule cytoskeleton. NCBI's taxonomy places the organism in Eukaryota, Metazoa, Chordata, Actinopteri, Pleuronectiformes, Pleuronectidae. The transcript has 10 exons. Bases 121 to 1416 code for a protein of 431 amino acids. Gene Ontology annotation, biological process: cytoskeleton-dependent cytokinesis; cilium assembly. The record is from RefSeq and is a predicted model, not a curated record. Gene Ontology annotation, molecular function: GTP binding; molecular adaptor activity; GTPase activity.